UAGUAAACAACGGCAAAAUGAUAUCAUAUCUUACACUCACGAUUACAAGACUUAAAUAUAAUUAAUUUUUUAAUUUGACGAGAUUAAUGAAAUCAUUCAUCAAUAAACUGAUGAAUUAUUGCUUUUCAAUAUUAAGUUUAAGUUUAUUUUGCUUUAUACAUUAUGAGUGAAACUUUAAGAACACUAAAAGAACAAUCAAGAAAGAGAAAAAAAAUGUUAGCAAAAACGUUAGGCUUCACAGGAGUUCAACAACUUAGACGAGCUUUAAAUACAAAAAGAGAGCAAAAAGUUGUACGCUCUAUUUCAAAGUUAAUUAAUAAAUAUACUGUGCAGUCAAGUUCGUCUGAAAUUGUUUAUAAAGAUUCGUCCACAUUUCUCAAAGGGACUCAGUCUUCUAAUCCUCAUAAUGAUUAUUGCCAACAUUUUGUUGAUACGGGACAACGACCUCAAAAUUUCAUUAGAGAUGUUGGUCUUACUGAUAGAUUUGAAGAAUAUCCAAAAUUGAGAGAAUUGAUCCGUUUAAAGGAUGAACUUAUUCAACAAACUGCAACUCCUCCAAUGUUCUUGAAGUGCAAUUUAAAUAACUUUGAUUUUGGUUCAAUUAAUAUGAAAUUUGAUGUUAUUUUAAUUGAACCUCCUCUAGAAGAAUAUCAACGCACUAUGGGGGUCACAAAUAUAGCUUUGUGGAACUGGAAACAAAUAAUGGAAUUAAAUAUUGGAGAAUUGGCUGCCAAUAGAAGUUUUAUUUUUUUAUGGUGUGGUUCCUCUGAUGGUUUGGAUAUGGGCCGCGAAUGUUUAAGACGUUGGGGUUUUAGACGAUGUGAAGAUAUUUGUUGGAUAAAAACUAACUGUAAAAAUCCAGGACAUUCAAAAAACUUAGAACCAAAUGCUGUGUUUCAACGAACUAAAGAACAUUGUUUAAUGGGUAUUAAAGGAACUGUUCGCCGCUCUACAGAUGGUGAUUUUAUUCAUGCUAAUGUUGAUAUUGACUUGAUUAUUAGUGAAGAAAAUGAACAGAAUUUGAUAGAAAAACCUGUUGAAAUAUUUCACAUAAUUGAGCAUUUCUGUCUUGGAAAACGAAGAUUACAUCUUUUUGGAAGAGAUAGUACUAUACGUCCUGGCUGGUUAACAUUAGGUCCAGAAUUAACAAAUUCAAAUUUUAAUACAGAGUUAUUCAACAAAUAUUUUAGUAAUGGCAAUCUAACUACUGGAUGCACUGAUCGUAUUGAAGUGUUAAGACCUAAGUCUCCUCCUCCAAAGUGUAAAAUCUCAAUGAAUACUCGAAAAAACAUAUCUAGUUUAAACAGGGGGAGAGGACGAAUUUAAACUAAUAUAGACUCUGAAAUUUAUUAUAGUUUUAUAUGAUAUUAAUAAUAAGACUGAGUUUAUGUUAAAAAUGUUAUUUAAAAUUCUAGUUCGAAAACAAUUAUUUUAUUUAUGUUAGAUUAAACAUAGGCCUAAUUUUUAAGUGUAGUGAAAUUGAUUUUUUAAAUGUGACAUAUUUUCUACUAAAUUAUACAUAAAAAUAUUUAAGUUUUCAUAAAAUGAAAAUUCCCAUAAGUAUUAAAAAUGACAAUAAACAAAGCAAAACAUUGUUGUAUUCUAUUUUUUUUUUUAUAUUUAAUAAAUCUUUGUAAUAUUUUUG
This is a messenger RNA of Daktulosphaira vitifoliae (grape phylloxera), 1645 nucleotides long. It is a transcript of the gene Mettl14, whose product is annotated as N6-adenosine-methyltransferase non-catalytic subunit. The transcript is spliced from 6 exons. The record is from RefSeq and is a predicted model, not a curated record. Gene Ontology annotation, molecular function: mRNA binding. Lineage: Eukaryota; Metazoa; Arthropoda; Insecta; Hemiptera; Phylloxeridae. Gene Ontology annotation, cellular component: RNA N6-methyladenosine methyltransferase complex; nucleus. Bases 163 to 1326 code for a protein of 387 amino acids.